This is a messenger RNA of Zingiber officinale, 4068 nucleotides long. Its product is annotated as DNA-directed RNA polymerase 3B, chloroplastic-like. The record is from RefSeq and is a predicted model, not a curated record. Gene Ontology annotation, molecular function: DNA binding; polysaccharide binding; DNA-directed RNA polymerase activity. The coding region runs from base 1 to 3738 and encodes 1245 amino acids. Gene Ontology annotation, cellular component: mitochondrial DNA-directed RNA polymerase complex. The transcript has 20 exons. NCBI's taxonomy places the organism in Eukaryota, Viridiplantae, Streptophyta, Magnoliopsida, Zingiberales, Zingiberaceae. Gene Ontology annotation, biological process: mitochondrial transcription.
AUGGCCUGCAAAGCAUCAUGGCGCAGCUUCUACGCUUUGCUUCUGCCGCUACUCUUCCUCCUCUUGUCCCAGGCUGCUAUUACAGCUACGGGGCAGCAGCAGCAGCAGUGGAGCCAAGAAGCUUGUGCUCCCUUCUCUUGCGGUCUGUUCCACGACAUCAGCCACCCAUUUUGUCGAACAACUGAUCCGCCUCAGUGCGGGGAUCGGAUGUACGAGCUCACCUGCGACGGCGACAAAGCCACCAUCUCCAUCGGCUCCACACACUACUUGGUCACUCAGCUAUCUUACAAAAGCGGCACGAUCCGCUUGGUGGAUCCGAAGUUUGCGAGCGGAAGUUGUGGCCUCCCUUCCCAAUCUUUGUCACCCUCCGAUCUUUCAAGCUCUGGCUUCGACCAUUACCAAAAUGGUUGGUGGGCAAGUUUCAUGAGUUGUAGGAGAAGAAUCGAGGCCCAGAGUUUGUAUCAGCUUGUUCCUUGCUUGAGCAACAAAAACAACACUUUUGUCUAUGUUGUUGUUGCAGAUAAAGGAAAUAGUUUGUCGUACCUUUAUCCAUCAUGUCAUUUUGUGUCGAUGAUUCCAGCGGCAGAACGAACCGAACAAUCCAUCUCUUCCUGUUUGCUCCAGCCGCCAACGCCCUCAAACAAAACCUCUCUUCCCGUCUUCCGGGUUUUAUCCUCUUCCCUUCUUCCUCCUCGCCUCCUCUCUCUCUCUCUCUCUCUCUCUCUCUCUCCAUCUCUUCUCCGAUCUCUAGCAACGCUGGCUUCGGCGGCCUCAUCCCUCCCGAUUCCUCUGUGGCGAGUCCACGAGCUCGGCAGGCGAACUUCACAUCAGCUACCUUCGGAGAAUCGCCUCGGGCUAUCACUGCCAUCCCGCUCCGCGCCCUCUCGUGUUGCUCUCAGUGCCCCCCGGUCCUCCCCCUUUCCUGUUGGCUCUGAGCCACCGGACUCUGACGACUCAUUUCCGGUACCCUUUUCGCAGAUUAGCCCUCGCCAAUCGCCCCUCUUGCUAGACCCUGAUGGAGAUUCCGUUGUUUGCGCCAAUGGGGCGAAUUUCAGAUCUCCAUGGAGAGGGCCUGGACUCGGGCUUGAUUACCCCACUGAAGAGUUAAAAAUGGUCUUUUUCGAGGAGCCGAUUUGGGUUUCGCCAAAAUACUCGAUCGAAUUUGAUGCCGCACGGAAGAUAAAGAGGCUGGAUUCUUUGAGGGAGGAAAGGAGAAAAUAUAAUUCUUUGAGGAGGCGGCAGAUCAAGGCAGAGACGGAGGUGUGGGAGAGGGCAGUGCAAGAGUACAAGCAAUUGGAAAAAGUGAUGCUUGAGAAGAAGCUCGCGCCGAGUUUACCAUACGUUCAAUCACUUUUCUUGGGGUGGUUCGAGCCGUUGAGGGACGCAAUUGAGCGUGAUCAAAGGUUGCAGAAGACGAAGAGGCAGAAGGCUGCAUAUGCUGAACACAUUGGGCUCUUGCCCGCAGAUAAAAUGGCAGUUAUUGUAAUGCAUAAGAUGAUGGGGCUGCUUAUGGUAGUGGGCCAAGAAGAGGGGCGUGUGCGGGUUGUUCAAGCUGCAGUUCAAAUUGGCGAAGCCAUUGAGCAGGAGUUUAAGAUCCAGGCAUAUCUUGCGAAGAGUAAAAGACCAGGAAGAAGAAACAUUGGGAAUGAUAGAAAUGCUAUCUUGGAGAAACAUGAAGAGAUCUUGGGAAAAAGAAUGUUGAAAUUAUUACAAAUGAAGAAGCUGAUUGAGGUAAAGAAGCUCCUAAAAAAUGAGCUUGAGAUAGAGUCUUGGGGUCGUGAUGGCCAAGCCAAGUUGGGCUGUCGCUUAAUUGAAUUACUCCUAGAAUCAGCAUUUGUACAAGUAGGAUCAGACCGAUUAGAAGAUACCAUACCUGUGGUUCAACCUGCUUUUAGACACAUGCUUAAACAUAUUCCCAACGAAGAUGGGAAAUCUGUCAGUAGAUAUGGAGUGAUAGAAUGUGAUCCAUUAGUCCGCAAGGGGCUCAACAAUACUGCUAGGCACAUGAUCAUCCCAUACCUCCCAAUGUUGAUACCACCAAAAUCUUGGAAGGGGUAUGAUCUUGGUGGGCAUCUUUUCCUUCCUUCUUAUGCUAUGCGGACACACGGGGCAAAAGAGCAACAAGAUGCUAUUAGAAGUGUUCCAAGGAAGCAACUGAAGAAAGUAUUUGAGGCACUGGAUACACUUGGAAGAACCAAAUGGAGAAUAAAUAAGAGAAUUCUUGAUGUUGUAGAGAUUCUUUGGAGCCAAGGUGGAGGUAUUGCAGGUUUGGUUAAUCGCAAGGAUAUUCAACUUUCUGAUCGACCUGACUCAGAGGAUCUGAAUGAGAUCAAGAAAUGGAGAUGGAACACUAAAAAAGCUAAAAAGGCUAAUAGCGAGAUGCACUCUCUACGUUGUGAUAUAGAACUUAAACUUUCUGUAGCCUGUAAACUGAGUAGCGAAGAAGGAUUCUAUUAUCCCCAUAAUCUUGAUUUCCGGGGUCGUGCUUAUCCAAUGCAUUCACAUCUAAAUCAUUUAAAUUCAGAUUUAUGCCGAGGGAUUUUGGAAUUUGCUGAAGGGAAACCCCUAGGGAAAUCUGGUUUACACUGGUUGAAGAUACAUCUGGCGAACAUAUAUGGCGGAGGUGUUGAAAAGCUUUCAUAUGACAGGAGGUUAAAUUUUAUUGAAAACCAUUUGACUGAUAUAUUUAAUUCUGCGGAGGAUCCCAUUUGUGGUAAGCGGUGGUGGAUAACUGCUGAAGACCCAUUCCAGUGCUUAGCUGCAUGCAUUGAUCUUAGAGAUGCCUUGAAAAGUCCAUUGCCACACACAACCGUCUCUCACUUGCCCAUUCAUCAGGACGGUUCCUGCAAUGGCUUGCAACAUUAUGCAGCUCUAGGAAGAAACAGUCUAGAGGCAGCUGCUGUGAAUUUGGUUGCAGGAGAAAAGCCUGAAGAUGUUUAUUCUGGGAUAGCUAUCAGGGUUCUAGAAAUAAUGCAAAAAGACUCUGAGAAAGAUCCCAACGUUGUGCCUGCUGCUUUGCUGGCUAAAAUCCUAAUUAAUCAGGUGGAUCGUAAGCUUGUUAAGCAGACUGUAAUGACAUCCGUUUAUGGCGUGACGUAUGUUGGUGCUCGUGAACAGAUCAAGAGGAGGCUCGAAGAAAAGGGUGUGAUUAAAGAUGAUAAACUUCUCUUCAGAGCAUCUUGCUAUGCGGCUAAAGUGACUUUUGAUGCUCUUGGUGAGAUGUUCCAAGCUGCAAGGAGUAUUAUGAAAUGGCUGGGAGAUUGUGCCAAGAUCAUUGCUUCUGAGAAUGAACCUGUUCGAUGGACAACUCCUCUUGGACUCCCUGUGGUUCAGCCUUACAGAAAUUCUGAAAGGCACCUGAUAAGAACUUCUCUUCAGGUUCUCUCAUUACAAAGAGAGGGUCAAUCGGUUUCAGUCAAACGGCAGAAGAUGGGUUUUCCACCAAAUUUUGUACACUCCCUUGAUGGUUCACAUAUGAUGAUGACUGCUAUCUCUUGCAAAAAUGCGGGUUUGCAUUUUGCAGGGGUGCACGACUCUUAUUGGACCCAUGCAUGUGACGUGGACAAAAUGAACCGGAUCUUAAGAGAGGAAUUUGUGGCACUUUAUAACAAUCCAAUUCUGGAGAAGUUGCUUGAGGGCUUCAAAACAUCCUUUCCGACGCUGACAUUUCCUCCGCUUCCGGAAAGAGGUGACUUUGACCUUAAACAAGUUUUGGAGUCGCCGUAUUUUUUCAACUGAAUCAUGGUAUGCCUUAUUUUCUUUUGGAUCCACUGCCCGUGCCACUUAAAAAUCCAGCCUUUCAUGCUAUGCAAAAUAGAUCAUUACAAGAUAGUAAGUUAGGAACACAUCAGUUGUACAGUAAAUUAAUUCUGCACCAAUUGAAAUCAUCAAGCAUCAGCAACGACAUCAUUUGUAUGAGUUCGAGUUGUAGCAUCUGAAAGGAUAAUGUCUUUCGAUAUCAUUCAUUAUUGUGUACAUCACCUUUAACAUUCCAUUUCAGUUUUCAUGUAACAGUUCAGGAUGAACUCAGUAACGGAUUUCAUUCAUCAUUGUAUACUUCACCUUAAA